AUGGCGGCAAUCGUGGCUCCUCCCCGAUCUUCCAAAACCGAAUCCUACACCGACAACAAGCGCAAGGAAGAUGUCCGUCAAGCCAACAUCAUCGCCGCACGUUCCGUCGCCAACGCCGUUCGCUCCAGUCUCGGCCCUAAAGGUAUGGACAAGAUGAUCUCCACCUCUUCUAAUGAAGUUAUCAUCACCAACGAUGGUGCCACAAUCCUUAACAAGAUGCAGGUUCUCCAACCCGCCGCGAAAAUGCUCGUAGAGCUUUCGAAAUCUCAAGACUCCGCUGCCGGUGACGGAACCACUACUGUAGUCGUCAUCGCCGGCGCUUUACUCGAGAAAUGUGUCCUACUUCUCUCCCACGGCAUUCACCCUACUAUCAUAUCUGAUUCGCUUUAUAAAGCCUCUGUUAAAGCUAUUGAUGUUCUCACUGCUAUGGCCGUUCCGGUCGAACUCACUGACCGUGAUUCUUUAAUUAAAUCCGCUAGCACUUCGUUGAACAGCAAGGUUGUUAGUCAAUACUCGUCUCUCCUUGCUCCGAUCGCGGUCGACUCUGUUCUCUCUGUUGUGGAUACUGCCCAUCCGGAAAUGGUUGAUCUUCGGGAUGUUAAGAUUGUUAAGAAGCUUGGUGGGACAGUUGAUGAUACUGAGCUUGUGAAGGGUUUGGUUUUCGAUAAGAAGGUUAGUCAUGCUGCUGGUGGACCUACCCGGAUGGAGAAUGCUAAGAUUGCUGUGAUUCAGUUUCAGAUUUCGCCUCCUAAGACGGAUAUUGAGCAGAGUAUUGUGGUGAGUGAUUACUCUCAGAUGGAUAGGAUUUUGAAAGAAGAGAGGAGUUAUAUUCUAGGGAUGAUUAAGAAGAUUAAGGCGACGGGUUGUAAUGUGUUGUUGAUUCAGAAGAGUAUUUUGAGAGAUGCUGUUACUGAUUUGUCUUUGCAUUAUCUUGCUAAAGCUAAAAUUUUGGUGGUUAAAGAUGUUGAGAGAGAUGAGAUUGAGUUUAUUACCAAGACUCUUAAUUGUUUGCCGAUUGCUAAUAUUGAGCAUUUCCGUGCUGAGAAGUUGGGUUUUGCUGAUCUUGUGGAGGAGGUUUCGCUUGGGGAUGGGAAGAUUGUGAAGAUUUCUGGUAUUAAGGAUAUGGGAAAGACAACAACUGUGCUUGUUCGGGGUUCUAACUUGCUUGUGCUUGAUGAAGCUGAUCGAAGUCUGCAUGAUGCUUUGUGUGUUGUUAGGUGUUUGGUUGCCAAGAGGUUUUUGAUUGCUGGUGGUGGUGCCCCGGAGAUAGAGCUGUCGAGGCAAUUGGGUGCUUGGGCUAAGGUGUUGCAUGGGAUGGAAGGUUACUGCAUUCGUGCAUUUGCCGAGGCUCUUGAAGUUGUUCCUUAUACUCUUGCUGAGAAUGCAGGUUUGAACCCAAUUGCAAUUGUUACCGAGCUGAGGAAUCGUCAUGCCAAAGGUGAGAUCAAUACUGGAAUCAAUGUUAGGAAAGGUCAAAUUACAAACAUCCUUGAGGAGAAUGUGGUGCAGCCCCUGCUUGUAAGUACUAGUGCUAUCACCUUGGCAACUGAGUGUGUGCGGAUGAUUUUGAAGAUUGAUGAUAUUGUAACCGUGAGGUAG
Vicia faba (fava bean) is the source of this 1599-nucleotide messenger RNA. Lineage: Eukaryota; Viridiplantae; Streptophyta; Magnoliopsida; Fabales; Fabaceae. The record is from the annotation of a GenBank genome assembly.